AUGGCUGGUUCUUCUCAACGACACUGUUUCUUAGAAGAAGACGAUGGUAUAUCUUCAAUCGCCGGCAUCGAACCGGGAUAUUCUGGUCAUAAUCAUUCCUCUUACAAAUACGGUUAUGUUUCCAGAACUUUAGGUUACGCCACUUUCUGUAAUAACAGAGAUCUAAGAAACAACGUGUAUUCACCUAGAUCUGGUAGAUUUUAUGAUGCGAGAUUCGAAGAUCAUCAACCUCACUUUCUCGAAGCUUGUUUUCUUUGCAAGAAGCCUCUCGGAAACAACAAAGAUAUCUUCAUGUACAGAGGGGACACACCUUUUUGUAGUGAAGAGUGCAGGCGUGAGCAAAUUGAGAUAGAUGAAGCGAAAGAGAAGAAUCGGAACUUUUCUUCUUCAAUGGCUUUGAGAAAUAAAGAACAGAGAAAAUCGGUUUCGCCAAACAAAGCGCAAGAUUACUCGUUUCGUACAGGGACGGUUGCUGCCGCUUAA
This is a messenger RNA of Lathyrus sativus (Indian pea), 483 nucleotides long. The record is from the annotation of a GenBank genome assembly. NCBI's taxonomy places the organism in Eukaryota, Viridiplantae, Streptophyta, Magnoliopsida, Fabales, Fabaceae.